AUGGAACGCUCUGCGAGUCCACAGACGCGCGAACGAGAAUUGCAAUCACGCAUUGACUGGCUGAGCCAGCUUGUUAAUGAAACACUCCCCGCCGGUAGAUCGGUGGAAGACAUCGAGACUGGGCGAGAUAUGGCCUUGGGUACCCCGAUGCAGUCUCCCUCACUUGAUGCUAGUGAAAUAGAGCCCAGUGAGAGUGCUUUUGAGGAAAUCCAUACUUCCAAAGCCGAGGAAGACGGGCCCAUUUCCGUUACAGCAGGUCGCAAAUGCUUGCAGGCCUACUUCCGACACGUUCAUCGGACAUACCCAUUUCUUGACAGCGAACUCGUUCUUCGAGAUUUCGAAACACUUGCCAAUAAAGAAGCAGACGAUGGCCUUCUCCCCCGGUCGGCUGUGCCCACCCGCCUCUACAUGAUAAUGGCCAUCGGCUUCACAAGCCUGCAGCGGGCUGGAGAAGUGCAAAGCAUCGAGGAACGGGAUUUCCAGCCGUGUCUCAAAAGAGUGCUCUGCGAGUGUGUCUGCCAAGUGAAUGAGCAAUCAGUGGGCACCUUGCUCCUCCUCGGCUUGUAUCUCCUCUUCGUACCCUGCGACCAGGACCCUCGAGCCAUUACCGGUGUUCUGACCAGUCAUGCUCUAGCAGUCGGACUGAUGAACGAAACUCCUACCAAUCAGAGCCUCUCGCCUCGGGUACUUGAGCUACGUCGUCGGCUGGGUUGGUCAGUGUAUGUGUUCACUCGCAUGGUCAGCAUAUCGUAUGGGCUUCUAUUUGCCUUCCCUGACAGUAUAAUGCGGAUACCGCUGCCAAGCAUUAUGAUACACGAAUAUGGUUCCGAAGAAGGACAUCAGUACGCGAUAGCGCUACAAGUCAGCCGGCAUGUGAUUUCUCUACGACGACUCGAAACACGCAUUGUCAAUGCCAUUUACGAUCCACAUCCUUCUAUGCGUCCGCAGGACCUACGCCUCCAAAUUGAAGAUUGGUAUACACAGGGCUGUCUACUAUCAAGUUCUACUUUAUCAGAACAGGAUCAGCUUCCCUUUCAUACUACCAUAACAUGGCUCAAUGUCCGCUACCAAAACUUGCUUCUUCUGUUGUACACUCCUGCACAGGGAGACACAACUGAAGAAAACCUGGCGAGCCUCAAGACUGCUGCGCAGCAGUACAUACAGCUGAGUCUAAUCCUGCAUGAACACCGACAUCUACCCAUGAAUUGGAUUACCCUCUGUCGCCUCCUUUCAUUAGCAGCAAUUUUCCUUUACUGUACUGCUCGGUGGGCAGCCUUUGACGACAUUCCGGAGAUUGAUCUCCUCGUGACGCUGUUUGAACUAUUUCCUUCCUCUUGGCAUGCUGCACAUGAAGCCUCUCGGAUUUUGAGGCGCCUCGCGGAUAUUACAACAAAGCAAAAGAGUCCCUUAAUUCCAUGCAGACAAUUAUCUGGGUCUUCUGUGAUGCCUAAUUCGAGUCUGGAUACUGAAUUGGGACUGCAAUCAAUCCAGGAUGACUUGGCUGUAUUGCUGAGGCAAACCAUGGGCGAGGCAAGCUUUUACAUCUGGCCUCUGAGGUCCAAAGUGACAGAGAGACGAGUUUCUCAAUCUCUCACUAUGCAUAGCUUCAAUUUCCUGCCUGAUAGUGGAAAUUUCGCUACUCGCGUUGGUAUUGGGAGUCCGGCAGAUAACAAUAUGGGUGAGACCGCAUUCGAGACGCAUUGGAUGAACCUUCUGGGUGGCGUAGGAUCUGAUAUGCUCUGA
Penicillium psychrosexuale is the source of this 1743-nucleotide messenger RNA. Its product is annotated as fungal specific transcription factor domain-containing protein. The record is from RefSeq and is a predicted model, not a curated record. Lineage: Eukaryota; Fungi; Ascomycota; Eurotiomycetes; Eurotiales; Aspergillaceae. The transcript has a single exon. Bases 1 to 1743 code for a protein of 580 amino acids. Gene Ontology annotation, biological process: positive regulation of transcription by RNA polymerase II; DNA-templated transcription. Gene Ontology annotation, molecular function: sequence-specific DNA binding; DNA-binding transcription factor activity, RNA polymerase II-specific; zinc ion binding.